GUCCUCCCAAGCGUCUAGAAAGGCUCAAUGCCUCGCCCUCCAUGCUGUAUUUCCGCCUCCGCUCCGGCCAUGCUGUGUUGUUUAAGGGCGGCUGUUGGUGUCUCUGUGGGAGCCGGGGUGGGGUGUGUGCGAGGUCGGGUCUCUAUGGCGAAAAGCAAGUUCGAAUAUGUGAGGGAUUUUGAGACGGACGACACUUGUCUGCCCAACUGCUGGAUUGUGGUACGGCUGGACGGCCGCAAUUUCCACAGGUUUGCUGAGCAACACGAGUUCAAAAAGCCCAAUGAUGACCGCGCUCUUCAUCUGAUGACCAGAUGUGCCCAGACCGUGAUGCAGGAGUUGGAGGAUAUUGCUAUUGCUUAUGGACAGAGCGAUGAAUACAGCUUUGUUUUCAAAAAGAAGAGUAAAUGGUUUAAAAGAAGAGCGAGUAAGUUCAUGACUCACGUGGUCUCCCAGUUUGCCUCGAGUUACGUUUUCUAUUGGAAGGAUUACUUUAAGGACCAACAACUUCUGUACCCACCUGGAUUUGAUGGACGAAUUGUGCUGUAUCCCAGCAACCAAAACUUAAAGGACUAUCUCAGCUGGAGACAAGCAGAUUGCCAUAUUAAUAACCUUUAUAACACGGUGUUUUGGAUGCUUGUACAGCGGAGUGGUUUGACACCAGUGCAAGCACAGGACAGACUCCAGGGAACUUUGGCUGGAGAUAAGAAUGAAAUUUUAUUUUCUGAGUUCAACAUCAACUACAACAACGAGCCUUUGAUGUAUAGGAAAGGAACUGUCUUAAUAUGGCAGAAGGUGAACGAGGUAAUGACCAAGAAAAUCAAACUGCCAAAGGAAUCAGAGGAAAAGGAAGUCGAAGUGACCCGGACUAGGACUAAAGUUGUUCCCCUGCACUGUGACAUUAUUGGAGAACAGUUUUGGGAGGAAUAUCCCGAGAUUCUGGCUGAGGACAGCUGAUAUCUCUGAUGAGUGUCACUGGUGGUUCGUUUUGCUCUGUUCUGAGUUGUUGGCAGCUGGGAAAGUAUGGAUUGUCAUGGGCAGGUUGUGAAAGGUCUUCAACAUUUACGUUGCUUUUAGCACUGUGAAGUUGCCUGGAAAUGAGACACUGCUACGUUGUCUGACAUACAAAGAUAGAUCCACGUGGAAAGCCUUAAGUCGUACUAUAUCUAAAAUGUUAAGAACUCGUCAUAAGUUGACUGAUGCUUGUACAUACAUACAGGAAGAGUGUAUAGAAAUGUAUUUCUAUAGCAUGUAAAUCACGGGAUGUUUUACUGAACUGAACAACAGAAAAACUUGCAUAUUGAAUAGUUAAAAGCAGAGGAAAACAUCCUUAUAUUUUUCUUUCAGUUCAGAUCAGAAUAAAUAAGUGUUGUUUAGUAUUAAAUUUCAAGGCCCUUGUGACAUUAGUGGGAAAACUCUUCAACUUACUAAUGUCUGAUCCUUGCAGAGCAGAAAUGAAGUACCACACCAGAUCCCUGUGACUGAUUUAAAUGCUUUUAUCAACUGUACAGGAUUUUUAUACUUCUUAAUAUAUUAAAAACCCAGUUAUUCCUUCC
Molecule: messenger RNA, 1553 nt
Organism: Coturnix japonica (Japanese quail)
Lineage: Eukaryota; Metazoa; Chordata; Aves; Galliformes; Phasianidae
Gene: THG1L
Product: tRNA-histidine guanylyltransferase 1 like
Biological process (GO): tRNA modification
Molecular function (GO): magnesium ion binding; tRNA guanylyltransferase activity
Source: RefSeq, a predicted model, not a curated record